Molecule: messenger RNA, 639 nt
Organism: Ornithodoros turicata
Lineage: Eukaryota; Metazoa; Arthropoda; Arachnida; Ixodida; Argasidae
Exons: 2
Coding region: 1-639 (212 amino acids)
Molecular function (GO): nucleic acid binding
Source: RefSeq, a predicted model, not a curated record
AUGCAGCUAGUCCACGCAAUCAACAAGGAUGACUAUACAAGAAGAGUGCAGUUCUGCAUCGACGAGCUGUCCAGGAUUGAGGCCAACCCACUCCACCUUCAGUUUUUACUGUUUAGUGAUGAGGCGACGUUUCACAUAAACGGCCACCCGGUGCAGUCCCCGAAGACGACAGUCUGGUGCGGUCUGUGGCUGGAGGGCAUCGUUGGACCAUUUUUCUUUGAUGGCACCGUAACGGGGCAGAACUACCUCACCAUGCUGCAGAGGGAGUUCCUGCCCGAACUAGCAUCCCUUCACAUGCAGAAGGAAGUUUGCAUAUUCAUGCAGGACGGCGCGCCUCCCCACUUGGCGACAGAGACUUUCCCAGGAAGGUGGAUGGGGCGAGGCUCCCCAACAAUGCCUUGGCCUGCCAGGUCGCCAGACCUCACCCCUUGCGAUUUCUUUUUGUGGGGGUACGUGAAAUCCAAAGUGUACAGCGGACAAGUAUCAAGCCUACAACAGCUUAAGGCCAGGAUAGAGAACGCUAUACGGUCUCUCGACAUCGAAAUCUUGACAAGGGUAUUCGUGGAAUACCGUAAACGCCUGCAGAAAUGCAUAGACAGAAGAGGCCAUCACAUUGAGUGCUGGGCAGACCGUGACUGA